AUGGCUCAGUUUAACGCAGAUACAUUUUUGGAGGAAGACCUUACACUCGUUCGCUUGCGUCAGCUGCGUAAAGAUGAUCUGAUAGCGGUUGGACGAAAAAUGUCGCUAGAUCUUUCGGGUUUGAAGACUAAGGCAGAGCUAUUUUCUGCUAUUGCGGCCCGCGCAGAAUUGAUGCCUGAAAGUGUGAGUGGUGAUUCUGAUGAUUGUGAUGACAGAACUAAACUUGACAGUGAUGGGGUACGGCUUGCACUGGCUCAGAUUGAACUAGAAGAAAGAAGAGAUAGGCUGAGAGCUGCUGAGCAUGAGAGGGAAAUGGAAAGGAAGCGACUGGAGUUUGAGAUGAUGCGUCAUAGUGAAAUGGUGUCUCAGAGUGGGCAGUUGGGUGAGAGAGAGAAAAGGUCGAUGGAAGCUGGGUUCUCUGCCAGGGUAAAGCUUAUUCCACAGUAUGAUGAGACUGAUUUAGACUCGUUCUUUCUUUUGUUUGAGAGGGUGGCUAGAAAAAUGGAAUGGCCUGAAAGUGACUGGGCUUUGCUCAUUCAGCAAGUCAUUUCAGGCAAGGCACAGUCUGUCGUGUCUGCAUUGAGCUAUGAUCAUGCUUUUGAUUAUUGGAAAAUGAAAGAUGCCAUCCUUCAGGCAUUUGAGCUAGUCCCAGAGGCAUACCGUCAGAUGUUUCGUGAUCUCAAGAGGGAUCCUGCAGAGACUUGUGUUGAGUUUGCACGUCGCAAAGAGGUUGCAUUUGAUAGAUGGAUCCGGUCUCUGAGAAUUGAGAUGACAUAUGAAUCACUGCGUGAGGUUGUUUUAAUUGAUGAGUUCACAAGAUGCAUGUCCCGUGAUGUUAAAACAUACAUGAAUGAUCAUGCUGUUGUUAGUGUCAGAAAUGCAGCAAUGUUGGCAGAUGGGUAUGAAUUGUCACAUAGAAGUAGCGCGUCGCAGCUUCAACCUCCUAGUCCGUUAGCGAGUGGUUUUGGUUGGAGUAGGUCCGAGACAUUACAUAAGGACGUGGAGAGGUCAAAGUCACCAAAGAGUAAGUUGAGUGGUGGUAGCCAGUCUAAUGGUUUUAGACCAGAGGGCAGGUUGUUUUGUGCAUACUGUAAGAAGGAUGGGCACCUUAUUUCUCACUGUCAGAAACUAAAGGACAAGAAUACUGGUCAGAAUAAAGUCCAGGCCAGCGGUUUUGUUCGGCCGGCUACGGUUUGUGUGGGAGACCCUGUGUGUGUUGAUGGGGUGAAGCACAAGUUUCAUGAUGGGGUGGAUGAAGGAUACAAGGAAUUUAUUUCUGAUGGCACGGUGAAGUUCACUGUUGAUGGUGAAGAAUUUCCUGUUGUGAUUUUGAGAGAUACUGGCUCUGUUCAGACGUUAUUAAUUGCUGAUGAGUCAUCCUUGGAAUCUUGUUUCACGGGCAUGAGAACUCUGAUCCAAGAUGUGAAUGAAGGUUUCAAAUCUGUUCCUCUGUAUGAUGUAGAACUUUGUAGUGGGCUGGUUUCUGGGAGAGUGACAGUUGGCAUUGUUUCUCGAUUGCCUAUGAAGGGAAUCACAAUGCUGCUUGGCAAUGAUUUGGCUGGAGGUAAGGUGCAGCCAUCUACUGUUUUGAGUGACGUGCCGGUAGUGGAUUCCAAGACAGAGGCUUUGAAAACAGCUAUCCCGGGUAUUUUUCCAUCUUGUGCGGUUACCAGGGCACAGGCUAUGGCAGGGCGAGAUGAGAGAGAGGUUGAACAUGGUGGUGACAUAGAUUUAGGGGAUACAGUUUUUAGAGAUCUGAGUGAGAGUAUGAAUAGUCAGUCUGGUGAUGAUAGGACUAUUUUCAGCCAGCCUGCCUUGAUUGCAGCCCAACAGUCAGCUGCGGACUUGAAAGGUUUGUAUCGUGUUGCUCUGACAGCAGGAGAGGCAGAGAAGGUCUCACAGUGUUAUUACAUUAAGUCUGGUGUGUUGAUGCGGAAAUGGUGUCCUCCUGGUCGCCCAGCUGAUGAAGAUUGGGUGGCCGUGGAUCAGGUUGUUGUCCCGCCUCAGUAUCGAGCAGAGAUUCUAAGGUUAGCUCAUGAUAUUCCCCUUGCUGGACACCUAGGUGUGAGGAAGACAGUGGCCAGGAUUAGGGCCCAUUUCUACUGGCCUGGGCUUAGGAAGUGUGUGUCUGAGUAUUGUAAGUCAUGUCAUGUCUGUCAGGUGGUGGGCAAGCCACAACAUCACAUCAAGCCAGCCCCACUUAUUCCAAUUCCUGUUUUUCCUGAACCAUUUAGCCGUGUAUUGAUAGAUUGUGUUGGCCCAUUGCCAAAAACCAAGGCAGGUUAUCAGUACUUGCUUACUGUCAUGGAUUCAACCACACGCUUUCCAGAAGCUUUUCCAUUGAGGAACAUUAAGGCUAAGACAGUUAUUGAUGCCCUCUUGGUGUUUUUCACACGCUAUGGACUCCCUCAAGACAUCCAGUCGGAUAGGGGUUCUAAUUUCACAUCUAGUGUAUUCCAGGAAGUGAUGCAUCAAUUAGGAAUCAAGCAGGUGAACUCAUCACCUUACCACCCACAGUCGCAGGGUGCCCUUGAGAGAUACCAUCAGACCUUAAAGACAAUGAUCAAGUCUUACUGCUCUGAGAACACUGGAGACUGGGAAAAGGGUAUUCCUUUCCUCUUAUUUGCUUCUCGUGAUACUCCUAAUGAAUCUACAGGAUUCACCCCAUUUGAGCUUGUGUUUGGCCAUGAGCCAAGAGGUCCUCUCAAGGUAGUGAAGGAGCACAUGUUGUCAGAGUCUGAGGUGGAGAGUGGGAAUGUGCUAGAUUAUGUGUCACAAUUUCGCGAAAGACUCUUGAGGGCGUGUGAACUCGCGGGGGAACAUUUGAGGUCGUCUCAAAGGGUAAUGAUGGCCCGUGCAGAUAAGAAGGCAGAACCUCGCUCAUUCGAGCCUGGUAGCAAAGUCCUUGUGUUACUGCCCAUUCAGGGUGAACCUCUCAGAGCUAAGUUCAGUGGGCCAUAUGUGGUAGAGAAGAACUUGGGUAAGGAAACCUAUCUUGUGAGUACUCCAGACAGGAGAAAAACAAAGAGGGUUUGCCACAUUAAUAUGCUGAAGAAGUAUUAUGAUCGUGACGAGGUGGCGACAGUUGCUGUUGUUUGUGAAAAGGCAGCAGAACAUAUUCCUGGAGAACUUGAAAUCCCAGUGGAAGCGGAGAUUGGUGAAGGGAUGUCUGGAAAGGUGAAUAAUUCACAUGUGAUGGCUAAUCCCUCAAAGAUAUUGGGUCAUCUAUCAGAUUUUGAACAGCAGGAUGUAGUACAAAUACUUCUUGAUUACCCUGAAGUAUGUGGAGAUAAGUUGGGAUAUACCGGAGAGGCUAUUCAUGAUGUUGAUGUAGGCGAUCAUCUGCCUAUUAAACAACAUCCCUACCGUUUGAAUCCAAGAAAGAAGAGCCAAGUGCGGAAGGAACUUGAGUAUAUGCUUGCAUGUGGUGUCAUUGAGCCUAGUCAGAGCUGUUGGAGCUCACCUGUAGUUCUUGUUCCAAAACCAGAUGGGAGUCAGCGUUUUUGCAUUGACUACAGGAAAGUUAAUGCUGUAACAAAACCUGACUCGUUUCCGCUACCUCGUAUUGAGGAUUGCAUUGAUCAGAUUGGCAAUGCAAGGUAUAUCACAAAGCUGGAUCUGAUGAAAGGUUAUUGGCAGGUGCCAUUAACAGAGAGGGCAAGGGAAAUCUCUGCAUUUGUUACCCCGCAGGGGUUAUUCCAGUGUCGGGUUAUGCCCUUUGGCAUGCGGAAUGCUCCAGCGACAUUUCAACGGCUCAUGAAUUGUGUAAUUGCAGGACUUGACAAUGUUGUAGUAUAUCUUGAUGAUAUUCUAGUAGUUAGUGAUACCUGGUCAGAUCAUCUAACUUGCUUGAGAGAUGUGUUUGUCAGAUUGACCAAGGCGGGACUUGUUGUGAAUUUGUCAAAGUGUGAAUUUGCGCAGGCGACAGUUACUUACUUGGGUCAUGUAGUAGGGCAUGGAUGCGUUGCCCCACGAGAGGCAAAGGUCCAAGCUAUUGUGGAUUUCCCUGCCCCUUCCACAAAGAAGGAGGUGAUGAGGUUUCUGGGCAUGUGUGGAUUUUACCGCAAGUUUGUUCCUAAUUUCAGUGACAUUGUUGUUCCUCUUACAGAUCUUCUCAAGAAGGGGACUAAGUUUGAUUGGACCAAACCCUGUGAGAUUGCCUUUCAGAAAUUGAAAGCUGUUCUGAUCUCAAAGCCUGUGUUGCAGGCUCCUAAUUUUGAGCAUCCGUUCCUACUGGCCACUGAUGCAAGUGAGGUAGGAGUUGGUGCAGUUCUCCUUCAGUUGGAUGAAGAGGGUUUCAUGAAACCUGUGAGCUACUUUUCGAAGAAGCUUGAUGUACACCAGCAAAGAUACUCUACGGUAGAGAAGGAGUGCCUAGGUCUGGUGCUGGCAGUUCAACACUUUGAUGUGUAUUUGAGUAGCUGCCCCGAUGUGACCGUUUUCACGGAUCACAAUCCACUAACCUUCCUCGAAAGGUUUAGGAACAAGAAUCAGAGACUGUUCCGUUGGAGUCUGUUUCUUCAGCCUUAUGGGCUGAACGUGACUCAUAUCAAAGGAAAUGACAAUGUUAUUGCGGAUACGCUUUCUAGAGUUUAG
Messenger RNA from Lytechinus variegatus (green sea urchin), 4596 nucleotides. RefSeq lists its product as uncharacterized. Lineage: Eukaryota; Metazoa; Echinodermata; Echinoidea; Temnopleuroida; Toxopneustidae. Gene Ontology annotation, molecular function: nucleic acid binding. The coding region runs from base 1 to 4596 and encodes 1531 amino acids. Gene Ontology annotation, biological process: DNA integration. The transcript has a single exon. The record is from RefSeq and is a predicted model, not a curated record.